Microtus oregoni (creeping vole) is the source of this 1017-nucleotide messenger RNA. It is a transcript of the gene Tnfrsf12a, whose product is annotated as TNF receptor superfamily member 12A. The transcript is spliced from 4 exons. Bases 65 to 454 code for a protein of 129 amino acids. Gene Ontology annotation, cellular component: plasma membrane. Gene Ontology annotation, biological process: positive regulation of apoptotic process. Gene Ontology annotation, molecular function: protein binding. The record is from RefSeq and is a predicted model, not a curated record. NCBI's taxonomy places the organism in Eukaryota, Metazoa, Chordata, Mammalia, Rodentia, Cricetidae.
CCAGCCCUGAGUCUUGGCCCUCGGAUAGUGGGAACAGACUGCUGUUGCAGCGGGACCGGCAAUCAUGGCUCCGGGUUGGCCUUGGCCUCUGCCGCAGAUCCUCGUGUUGGGACUCGGGUUGGUUCUGAUACGCGCCGCGGCCGGGGAACAAGCACCAGGCACCGCCCCAUGCUCUAGCGGCAGCUCCUGGAGCGCGGAUCUCGACAAGUGUAUGGACUGCGCUUCGUGUCCAUCGCGACCGCACAGCGACUUCUGCUUGGGAUGCGCAGCGGCACCUCCCGCUCCCUUCAGGCUGCUCUGGCCCAUUCUGGGAGGCGCUCUUAGUCUGGCCUUGGUUUUGGCGCUGCUUUCUGGUUUCCUGGUCUGGAGACGGUGCCGACGGAGAGAAAAGUUUACUACCCCUAUAGAGGAGACUGGUGGAGAGGGCUGCCCAGGUGUGGCACUGAUCCAGUGAGGAGCACUCGCGCUGGGUCCCACUCAUCGUCCGUUCAUUCAUUCUGGAGCCAGUCUGGCCUUCCAGACACAACCCGAGCCAGACUCUUCCAACCACAAGGGGGUGGGGUGAGGUGAUUCACCUCCAAAGACUGGGCUUAGGGCUCAGGGGAGUCUUCCAAGGUGUCUAGAUUGCCCUGUCUCUGGUUCCAGGGCAGAGAGCUGUAAGCUGGGUCACAAAGCGACACAAUACUAAGGAACUGCAGCAUUUGCACAAGGGGGUCUUUUGCUCUCCCCAAGUCCUGGAGGCCUGACUGACUUGAGGGACAGACACACUAGGUCCCACCCACUCCGAUGGGCUAAAAUUCAACUAACACUGAGUUUCAGCCCUGGAAGUGGGUCAGAUUUAAGGACCUGUUCUUAACACUAAGGAGGCUGGCCCUCUGGGAGGGCUGGCCCUAACACAAACACACACAUAACCCAUCCCCUAAAGUGGGGGGGAUAUUUAUUUUGGGGAUAAAGUUUGGUGGGGAGGAAGAAUUUAUUAAUAAAAGAAUCUUUUAACUUUAAAUGGUUUGGAAUAUG